Messenger RNA from Rhagoletis zephyria (snowberry fruit fly), 1516 nucleotides. RefSeq names its product POU domain, class 3, transcription factor 4-B-like. Gene Ontology annotation, molecular function: RNA polymerase II cis-regulatory region sequence-specific DNA binding; DNA-binding transcription factor activity, RNA polymerase II-specific. Gene Ontology annotation, biological process: regulation of transcription by RNA polymerase II. NCBI's taxonomy places the organism in Eukaryota, Metazoa, Arthropoda, Insecta, Diptera, Tephritidae. The record is from RefSeq and is a predicted model, not a curated record.
GGCUUCUUUCCACCCACUGCCAAUGCCGCCCUCCUUCAGCAAAGUCUGCAGAACUUGGCUGUUGGUUUCGGUGGCCAGCAGCAGCAACAGCAGCAGCAGCACUCACCGACCUCGUUGCCUUCCAUCGUCGUCUCUUCGCCCUCCUCCAUCGCCUCCAGUGGCCACCACCACCCUUAUCACCACCACCAACAAAACCAUCAGAACUCGCCGGGGCCCAAGUCAGAGGAUGGAAACGGCAAGGGUGCCAAGAAGAGCAAGUUCAACUUUAGUGAUCUCUACGGUGGCGGCGAAAUUCCCAACAACCAGCACCAGCAUGGACCGCUCAAGCGGCACCGCAGUGGCUUCACCGCCAGCGACAUUGUCGAUAUGUACGCCUUCAAGAAGACCGUUCGGGAGAUGAGUCUCAAGCAGCAGCAGCAGCAGCAUGAGCAAAGUCUCAACGGUCAUCAUCACCCGCUGGAUUCUCAUGAGCAGCAGCAGCAGCAAAACAGUGAGGACGAAGCGGAGACAAACAACAGACAACAUUCCAACAGCAAAGCAAACGCUGAACAGGGUAGUCCUAGUUCUUCUCACAAGCGCAGUCUGACGCCGCCGUCAGUCGCUCGCAACUCCUCGUCAGCGGAAAAUCCACUCAGCAACAUCUUUAUCAGCAGUAGUCAACAGCAGCAGCAGUCAUCGAAGCUCUCAUCGCCCACCAUUCACCACUUUAGUCCUACCAUCACAGCGGCGAGCAAUAAUCACCACCACCACCCUCACCACCAAUCUCAGGGAACUACCACUAAAAGUACCGGUGGUGGGAGUAGCCUCUCCUCAGUCAGCUCUAUUCCCGCUAAUCAGCUUCGUGCACAUGUCAGUCGAGCCGACGCAGAGGAGAUUACCGAUCUGGAGGAGCUGGAGCAGUUUGCGAAGACCUUCAAGCAGCGGAGGAUUAAGUUGGGCUUCACCCAGGGCGACGUCGGCCUGGCGAUGGGCAAGCUGUACGGCAAUGACUUCAGCCAGACGACCAUCAGUCGCUUCGAGGCCCUGAACCUCAGCUUCAAGAACAUGUGCAAACUGAAGCCACUGCUCCAGCGGUGGCUCGAGGACGCCGAUGCAUCCCUCAACAGCCCGGGCGGCGUGCCCUCUCCGGCGGCGCUGGCCGCCAUGCCCGAGGCGGUCAGUGGUCGUCGGCGAAAGAAACGAACCAGCAUCGAGACGACAGUGCGCGUCUCCCUGGAGCGGGCCUUUCUCGCCAACCCGAAGCCCACCUCGGAGGACAUUUGCAUGCUCGCCGAUGCCCUCUGCAUGGAGAAGGAGGUGGUCAGGGUGUGGUUCUGCAACCGCCGUCAGAAGGAGAAACGCAUCAAUCCGCCCGGUCCUGGUGGCGGUGGCGGAGGCGGCGGUGGUGGCAGUGGCAGCUACGAUGGCUCGCCCAUCGGCUCCCCCUCCGAUAUGAUGUUUGGCAGCGGAGUUGGUGGUGGUGGUGUUCUGAAUGCCUCUAACCCCUUUGGAGGCUCAUCCUUUGGUGACCGAAGUG